CGCCGGCCCGUCUGAGGGCACCGGAUCUCUCUCCCGCAGGCUCCCAGCGGUGAGGGAGGCGCCGCCGGGGGCAGCUCCCCGACGGAGGAACCAGCCCUCGCCUUCCCGGUCAGCGAAGAGCAGAGGCGGGAACUGCGAGAGGCCUUUGAGCUGUUCGAUCCUGAUGGCUGCGGCGUCGUGGAUGUCCGGGCCCUGAAGGCAAGGAGCUGUGGAAGUGCAGCCUGAUCGCUGGUGAAAACAAAUCUGGGAGGCGUAGAGACUCCUCGUUUGUCCUCCUUUCCCCCACGAAGCCCUGCACAGAGGCAUUGCUGGAGAAGAAACCCUGGGAACCUCUGGUCGCAGCUUUUAGGAGGUGGAGUUGUUCCACCGCUCUCAUCUAGAGGCUUUCUACUUCCCCGCCCUGGCUGCGAAUCUCCUCUGUCACGUUUUCAUCCGUGCACCAAGAUAACGUCAACCUGUGCUGCAGGGACUUUGUUAAGGCAGGCCUGAAAGAAGGCACGGAUGUGCAGCGUAUCCUUCAUAACCCCUUUCCCACGUGGAAAAUGAUGUCACCGCAGUAUUGCGGUUGUACUACCCUGCCUGCAGUGGGGUUGAUACAGCAUGCAGCCAUCAGGUUUGUGCCAGAUAACCGUAAGGGCUCUGGGCUGUGAAUUGGGGAAGGAGGAGAUGAAGAGAAUUGUCUCUCAAUUCGGUAAAGAAGGGUCAGGGAAGCUAAGCUUUAAGUCGUUUCUGCAGGUGGUGACUCAGAAAAUGGCAGAGCCCUGUGUGGAAAAGGAGAUCCUGCGAGCCUUCAAGGUGUUUGAUUGCGAUGGCACUGGCAAGAUCUCCUUUGAGAAUCUCAAGGUGGUGGCUAGUGAGGUUGGAGAAGACAUCACGGAUGAGGAGCUGCAGGAGAUGAUUGAUGAAGCAGAUGUGAAUGGAGAUGGAGAAGUGGACAAAGAGGAGUUCCUACGGAUGCUGACGCUCACUGACCCAUAACUACAAGGUUUCCUUUUUAUUCUCCCAUUCCCAUAUAAACAACUAGUUACAAUGUCACUUUCCUCCAGCUUCCUUGUUUGUUGCCUUUCUUGGAGGUCAAAACACACCAAAAUAUUGUUAAUGUUUCAUCUUUGGGGUUGAUUUUCCUGCUUCAUGAGUGGAAGCAGUUUUCCGUGCCCCAGCAAACAGUGUUGUUACUAGCUUUGGGUCUGUGUGGGUUGGGUCUAAAGUUAGAGAUUAAUUCGAAUUCUUCAGCGAGUCCCUGGAAUUCUCCCUAUUGUAUUUACAUCCUGUAGCUUUCCCGCCUAUCUGACAUCUCAAAACGCUCUUAAUCUCAGAAAAUCCUGUAGAAAUCUCAAGAGUUAGUGCUUAUGGCAGAAACUUUCCUAACUCCUGCAUUUUGCCCAUUUUGUUCAAGGGCUUGGGGACAAUAAGCCACAUUUUCAUUAGAAACUGAGUAGAAUUGCUGUGUUAAGCUACUCAGGCUGCCAGAUCUGCCUGAACCUCUCUUUGCUGCGGCACCUGGGUAAACUUCUUCCCACUCUGGCCACCACUGUAGUCACGAAGGAUCUUGCCGUGUUGGUGAGAGUGCAAAAAUAUGUUGGUGUUUUGAAAAGGAUGUAAAAAGCCUGAAGAGAGCUCAGAAGAGCCUCAGAAAAUAGUUGCUGACUUAGAAAACAUGUCUUGUGCUGAGAGAAACGGCUCAGGCUGUAGUGAUUAUACGGUACUACCUGUAUAAUAAGAACUUAGGUAAGAAGAACUUACCAGUGACCGUCUAAAAAGCUCCUGAACCUAACGGAGACAAACCUGCCAGCAUCCAGGGGCUGGAAGUUAGCUCUUUAACUAA
Grus americana (Whooping crane) is the source of this 1825-nucleotide messenger RNA. Its product is annotated as centrin-1-like. Gene Ontology annotation, molecular function: calcium ion binding. The transcript has 4 exons. Bases 601 to 978 code for a protein of 125 amino acids. The record is from RefSeq and is a predicted model, not a curated record. Lineage: Eukaryota; Metazoa; Chordata; Aves; Gruiformes; Gruidae. Gene Ontology annotation, cellular component: centriole; centrosome. Gene Ontology annotation, biological process: mitotic cell cycle; centriole replication; nucleotide-excision repair.